AUGACUGAUCCUGGUAGUAAUUCGGAAAUUCCAAACAACGGUAACGCGACUGUACAUUUAACCGAUGUAGAUCUUACAACCGCCAAAAAGGAGCGUGGAAAUCUUAAACGUAAAUUAACAAAUCUUGAAAAAUUUCUUGAUAGUUACAAUCCUACAAAAUAUCACUCUCUUGUAAGACAAAGUAAAGAUUUUGAAGGAAACUUAUGUGACUUUGAAAAAUGGCAAACAAUAAUAGAAAAGGGCGGUUCGGGAACUUUAAAUGAAGAUGGAAUCGACGAAGAUGCGAGAAACGACUUUGAAAACAGAUAUUUUGCUCUUUAUGAUAAAAUGUUUAGUAUAUUAACGCCAAUCAACACAGAGGUUUCGCCAUCGUCUGCUACUCCUUCAAAUGUUGAAAACGGAAUUCAUAGUCAAAUCACAAAUCCCUUGAUUAAUCCACUUAACACUAGUUCGUCCAAUAAUGAAAUAUCAGACGAUUUUAAAAUGCCUUCACUAGGGUUGCCUUCGUUUAACGGCAACUAUGAAUCGUGGUUAGGUUUCUAUGACGUAUUUUAUUCCAUGGUUCACAACAAUUCCAAAUUAGCUCCAAUUUUAAAAUUGAGAUAUUUAAAAAAUUGUUUAACCGGAGAAGCCGCCGAAGUUAUCGCGUCGGUUCAAUUAUCGGGAGAAAAUUAUUUAGUUGCUUGGGAAAGCUUAAAGGAAACUUACGAUAAUCGAAAAUUAAUAAAACAAAAUCACAUACAAGAUCUUUUGAACGUUCCAUACAUGUCCAAGGAAUUCUCAUUGCGCGAACUUCUGAAUCAUGUCCAAAAGCAUAUAAGAGCGUUAAAGGUUCUUGAGGAACCUGUUGAUCAAUGGGGUAGUCUUUUGAUUGUGUUAAUUAGAAGCAGGAUGGAUUCAAACACUGCAGAAAGGUGGGAUGAAUUCUCUUGUGAAAAUGUUUGUCCGGGAUUAGACGAGCUCAUAUCUUUUCUGCAAAAACGAGCUCAAUUAGAUGCAACAAGAUCAGCUCAAAUUCGCAAUAAACAUAAUAUAUCGCAUGAAAGAAAACCGCAAUCUAACUCGCGACCUAACAAUAAUAAUCGUUCAAAUCAAAAAUUAUUUUUGUCUAAGACUUCACCGACUUCAUGUCAAAAUUGCAAAGGUCAACACGAUCUCAUUUCUUGUGAUUCUUUUUUGAAUCUUUCUCCGUCAGACCGUUUUAAAAUUGUUAAAAGAGAAAACUUAUGCGUUAAUUGUUUGCAAUCAUCUCAUCGUACUAACAAAUGUACAGGAGAGCCUUGCGCGAAAUGUCAAAAGAAACAUAACAUUCUUUUACAUUUUGAAAAUAAAGGUCUUAUCGAGAAUGAUUCGAAUAUAUGUAAGUCGACAAAUUUAAAUUACCUGCCUAGUAACAAUAAUUCUUCGGAAAUGUUAUUGUCCACUGUUGUAGUUGAAUUAGUCAGUCAGGAAAAUAAAAUUAAACAAUGUCGAUUCCUUUUAGAUAGCGGGUCCCAAUCGCAUUAUAUCACAGAAUCAGUUGCUACACAUUUAAACUUACCUCGCAGUCCGGUAAAUAUUAAUGUUUUAAGUAUAGGUACCAAUUAUACGACUGUGCGUCAUUCAACGAAUGCUGUAAUAAAAUCAAGAUUCUCUGAUCCUGAAUUUGAACAAUCAGGUAAUUUAGAUGGCAUCAUUGGAGUGGGAUUAUUUUACAAUCUUCUUUGUGUUGGUCAGAUUCGAUUAAAGAAUCAUCCAGCAAUUUUACAGAAAACCUUAUUAGGCUGGAUAAUUGCUGGAGAAAUAUACGGAAAAUCAGUCUCUUCAACACAAACGAGACAAUGUAAUUUUACUCGCAACUCUUCUAUAGAAUCACAAUUAACAAAAUUCUGGGAAGUGGAAGAACUACCGAACUCCAAAAUUCGUUCUCCCGAAGAAAUCGCCUGCGAAGAACAUUUUGCAAAAAAUACAAUAAGAGAUUCUGACGGUUCUUAUAUUGUUAGGCUUCCUUUUAAUGACAAAAGGGAACAAAUAGGAAACUCCUUUAACACAACUCUCCGCCGUUUUUUCUCUUUAGAAAAUCGAUUUCGUAAAGAUCCUGAUCUCGAAAAAUCGUGUAAGGAACAAAUUGAAGAAUAUGAACUUCUUAACCACAUGACGCUAGUUCCCGACGAUCAAUUAAAUCACUCUUCUGGAUUUUAUUUGCCCUAUCACGCGGUUAUUAAAGAAGAGAGUCUGACGACAAGAUCUAGACUUGUUUUCGAUGCAUCGACAGAGCCUCCAACUGGUGUUUCACUGAAUGAAGCCUUAAUGGUAGGACCAACAAUUCAACCCGACCUUUUUAGUCACUUAAUACGGUUCCGUUCUCGACAAUUUGUCUUAACUGCUGACAUCGUGAAAAUGUAUCGCCAAAUAAAGAUGCACCCUGAUGAUACUUCAUUUCAAAAAAUCAUUUAUCGAGAAUCUCCCGAUAAACCCAUCAAAAUUUACUCACUAAAUAGAGUAACAUUUGGUGUGGCGAGUGCCCCUUUUUUAGCCACUCGAGUUCUACACCAAUUAGCUGAUGACGAAUGUUUACAAUAUCCUCUAGCAUCGGAAGUUUUAAAAAAUGAUUUUUAUGUCGACGAUUUAAUGACAGGUACAAACACAAAAAAGGAAGCUGUUGAAUUGCGCGACGACCUUAUUGAACUACUUAAAAAGGGUGGGUUUUGUCUCAGAAAAUGGGCUUCAAAUGACCCUUCUAUUGUGUCAGAUCUUGAAAACUCCAGGGAUAAUCCCUUUAUGGCUCUUGAUUCUUCAGACUCAGUGAAGACACUAGGGGUUCAUUGGAAUUUUAAGGAAGACACAAUUUCUUACACUGUAAAAUUACCUGAAUCUAACAGUAAAACAACCAAAAGAAAAAUCAUCUCACAAGUUGCAAAAAUCUUUGAUCCUUAUGGUCUUUUAGGUCCUGUUAUUAUUCCAGGAAAAAUUAUGUUGCAAGAGUUAUGGAAAUUAAAUAUCCAUUGGGACGAAACUAUUCCAACUUCUAUUGAAACAUCUUGGCGCGAAUAUCUUGAUCAAUUACCCUGUAUUAAUCAGCUUCGAUUUCAGAGAUGUGCUAUUUCCCCAAAUGCUAAAAAUCUGCAACUUCACGGAUUUUGCGAUUCGAGUGAAAAGGCUUAUGGGGCGUGUCUUUAUAUUCGCUCUAUUGAUGAAAGGGGACAAGCUCAGGUAGUCCUUUUGUGUUCAAAAUCCCGAGUCGCACCCGUCAAAACAAUCUCGUUACCUAGAUUAGAACUUUGUUCGGCACUAUUACUCGCGGAACUCCAAAAUUUAGUUCAAAAUACUUUGAAAAUCAAUUUUGAUCAUACUUAUUUUUGGUCCGAUUCCACUAUUACACUUCAUUGGAUUAACACCCAACCACAUUUGCUUAAAACAUUCGUCGCUAAUCGUGUAGCAAAAAUUCAGACGCUUACCGACAUUCGGCAUUGGAAACAUGUACCUACCUCUGAAAAUCCAGCUGACCUCAUAUCACGUGGUCAAUGGCCAAAAGAAUUUGCAAAAGACACCCUUUGGUCAAACGGUCCUCAAUAUCUCCUUCUUUCUGAAAAUCACUGGCCGUCGCUUGAAUUAAAAAAUGAAAGCAUUCCUGAGAUGAAAAUUCAAAAACCAGUUCAAAUGGUUAUGAACAUAAUCGUUUCAGGUAGAAACAUUCUUGAAAAAUUUUCGUCUUUCAGAACUCUCGUCAGAGUUAUUGCUUAUUGCCUUCGUUUUGCACAUAAUGCAAAAGGAAAAGACAAACAAAUUGACGAAUUAACAAAAGACGAACUUAAUUUAUCUUUGAAUCGAAUAGUGCGAUUAACUCAAAAAAGAGAUUUUUCUAAAGAAAUUUCCGCUUUGUCUCGAGAAGAGGAAAUUGAUUCUAAAAGCCCGAUAAAAUCUCUUAAUCCUUUUCUUGAUGAAGGAAUUAUUAGAGUCGGUGGAAGGUUAGAACAUUCAAACCUGAAACCUGAACAAAAACAUCCAAUUCUUCUUCCGCGAAAUCAUCAUGUAACUACUCUUAUCGUGCGCGAAGAACAUGUUAAACUUCUCCAUGCUGGUAUACAGACUACGCUAUAUUCGGUCAGGGAAUUAUAUUGGCCCAUUGACGGACGUAACACCACGCGAAAAAUUAUUCAUCAAUGCAUGCCUUGUUUUCGCGCAAAACCACGCGAUAUAAAUUACGUCAUGGGAAACUUACCUGCAAAACGCGUAGAAUUUGUUCGUCCUUUUCUACAUACAGGAGUAGAUUAUUGUGGCCCUUUUUUUAUAAAGGAAAAGCGAUUGCGAAACCGUGGUAAAGUUAAAUGUUACGUUGCGAUUUUUGUUUGUCUCGCAUGUAAAGCUGUGCAUUUAGAAGUAGUAAAUGAUCUCACUACUGAGUCAUUUCUCGAAGCUCUGAGUCGAUUCAUAUCACGUCGAGGAAAACCGAUUUCUCUAAUGUCAGAUAAUGCAACAAACUUUAAAGGUGCUGACCGCGAACUCAAGGAGUUGCAAGAACUUCUGCAAUCGGAAAAACAUAAUGAAGAUAUCAAGAAAUUUUUAAAUGAUAGUAAAAUCAUGUGGAGUUUCAUCCCCCCGCGCGCUCCUCAUUUUGGCGGUCUGUGGGAAGCUGGCGUGAAAUCGUUCAAACAUCACUUUUUACGCUCCGUCGGCGACACUCUUUUAACAUAUGAUCAACUCGAGACUUAUGCAAUUGAAAUUAAGGCUGUUUUAAAUUCUCGUCCUUUGUCUCCUUUAUCCUCUGAUCCCAAUGAUCACAGACCUUUAACUCCUGGACAUUUUCUGAUUGGUGAACCACUAACAAGCCUUCCUCAAGCUGACUUCCGAAACACGCCCAUCAACCGGCUAUCUGCAUGGCAACAUUCACAAUUACUAAGGAGACACUUUUGGACCAGAUGGCACAAAGAAUAUUUAAACGAGCUCAACACUCGCACCAAAUGGAAAAAUGCGAACAAAAAUAUAACCAUUGGAACUCUAGUGGUUCUAAAAGAAGAUAACACUCCACCGUUGCAUUGGGUAUUGGGAAGAGUUAUUGAAACUCACCCGGGCCAAGAUGGUGUUGUACGAGUUGUGACUGUUAAAACAGAAGCCAGCACUUACAAGCGAAGUGUUAAGAACAUAUGCCCAUUACCAAAUGAACAAAAUAUCGAAAAUGCAGUUUCAUAA
Molecule: messenger RNA, 5169 nt
Organism: Leptopilina heterotoma
Lineage: Eukaryota; Metazoa; Arthropoda; Insecta; Hymenoptera; Figitidae
Exons: 2
Coding region: 1-5169 (1722 amino acids)
Biological process (GO): DNA integration
Molecular function (GO): nucleic acid binding
Source: RefSeq, a predicted model, not a curated record